CCACGAAGGGAGUAUCGACAACGUUACUUGUAUACGCUAGAUCUAAUGGCACCUUUCGUCUCGUCUAAAAAGGCUACUCGUCUCUGCAUAACCGCAGACAGAGACAGUUUUGACAGUAGCUUUCUGCACAGCUGGAGUCUUGAAGGGUUUGACGUUCGAUACUUGCCGCUGGUCAAGGACAAGAAAGCUUUUAUCCACGACCUCGAGGGCAUAAAGACGGGACUAAGUGUCAGUGAAUCAUAUGCCAUCAUAAGUUUCGGCGAGGCCGCCGCGGUCUGUCUGGAGCAUUUUCUCCAUUCACCGAAUACCAGUAAGCUCUGCGCACUGAUAGCUUACUAUCCAACAAGGAUCAUAGACCCGGAGCUUGCCUACCCGUCGUCAGUUCGUGUCAUGGUUCACUUUGCUGCGCAGGAUGUCACUGUGGUAUAUCCAUCCAGUGGGAGGGCGCAUAAGAGCCAGAGCGAAGUUAGACGUAUCACUUCGGCAAUGGGCACAGGAGACCGGCUCAGCGUCGCAUACCAGGCGUACGUGUACAAUGGCUCUCUACCAGAUUUCGCAGAGACGGACUCGAAGCAUUAUAGUCACAUAUCAGCACAGCUGGCGUGGAGUCGGUCGCUGAAGGCUCUGCAGCUGGCAUUCCAUAGAGAGGUUGAUUUGGAGGCCGUAUGGGAUGAGGAACAGGAAGCUAGGUACUUUUCGUCCAAGCCCGGCAGUUCGAUAGGCUGCUAUACAGGCGACAAGACACCUGCUGUUAAGUUCCAACCAACGGCACAGGGUGCGGCAGGUGCAACAGAUCUUCGCCGCUUCUAUGAAAGGAACUUUGGUGGAAAUGCGCCGGCUUCGAUGCGCCUGAGACUUAUCUCCCGUACCACCGGCGCCGACAGAGUGGUUGACGAGCUGUACAUGAGUUUCAAGCACAGCCAGGAAAUGCCAUGGAUCCUACCGGGCGUCGCCCCGACAGACAAACAAGUGGAGGUUGUGCUUAUCAGCAUUGCACAGUUUAUCGGUGGCAAAAUAUCUUCUGAGAAUGUUUACUGGGAUCAAGCGAGCGUGCUUUGCCAGGUUGGUCUGCUUGAUCCGGGCCUGGUCCCGCAGGGAAUUCAAGGAGUCCAGCGAAUUCCCGUUACUGGCAGGGAGGAGGCGAGAGCGGUAUUAUCUAGUAAAGGCUGACUUGAUAGGAUAUGAAAAUGAUAACAGAAG
This is a messenger RNA of Aspergillus versicolor CBS 583.65, 1200 nucleotides long. RefSeq lists its product as uncharacterized. Gene Ontology annotation, biological process: polyketide metabolic process. The transcript has 3 exons. Lineage: Eukaryota; Fungi; Ascomycota; Eurotiomycetes; Eurotiales; Aspergillaceae. Bases 46 to 1170 code for a protein of 374 amino acids. The record is from RefSeq and is a predicted model, not a curated record.